Molecule: messenger RNA, 2522 nt
Organism: Daucus carota subsp. sativus
Lineage: Eukaryota; Viridiplantae; Streptophyta; Magnoliopsida; Apiales; Apiaceae
Product: BTB/POZ domain-containing protein At3g50780
Exons: 2
Coding region: 526-2109 (527 amino acids)
Molecular function (GO): protein binding
Source: RefSeq, a predicted model, not a curated record
AGAUAUAAGCUUCAUCAUUCCACUCUGUAUUAUCACCCUUCUAGUGGUUCCCUUGAUGCUUGACACUUAAGCUCCAUAUCAUCAUUUUUGACAGCUACUUGGUGCUGAUAUUUAAAUUCACAAAGUGAAGGAAUUUAACAAAACUCUUUAUAUUUUCAAAGUUGCUGUUCAAGUGUCUUUUCAUGCAAAGAUUUUCAAGAUUCUUGCAGGUAUCAGAUUGAUUUUCUAUUUGAUGUGUUCUUGUUAGGCAUCUUUAUAUUUAUUAUAUAUGUAGUGUUUCUGGAGGAGUUAGGUUUUUGUACCUUAUAUUAUACAAUUUUCUUGCCUUAUUGUUAAGGAAAGAUUGCUUUUUUGGUUAGUUAGAAAGUGUCCAACUAGAGUUUGGUAUUAGGUAAGUGUUGUUGUGGUAUUGUUUUUGAGUAUCAGGGGCAGUGUUUAUGUACUUGUUGGAAUCCCUUUGGAGAUCAGAUCUUUGUUUAUGUGUUAAAGACCACAUGCAGUUUUGAUUCUAUUACAUAGUUAGACAUGGCUGAAACUAAACUUACUAAGGUAGAGAAGGGUCCAACAAAGGUUAGAAAUGUCCCGAUCGCGGUCACCCCGGAAGGUUUCUGGUGCUGUCCUGCUCCGGUUAUGUUUCCGAAGGCCCUCAAGACAUCAGGUCCCUUGAACAAACCUAAAUUAGCCCCUCCAGCACCCAAGAACCCUGUUCCAAAGAAACAGGCUCAAGAAACUGAGAAAAAGCAAGUACCUUUGGUGUCAAGGUCUGAAACUGGUCCUGACGAUCAAAGAAAACUUGGUACUGAUGAGCCUGUUUUUAGUGCAACGUUGAUCCCCGAGAGUGCAACAAAGCCCAAGACUGAAAAUGUUCCGAGGAAAGUGUCAAUUGAGUUUGGAGAACCUGGUACCAGUGACAUUAAGGUAGUCUUGCUUGGGAAUCAGGGAUUUACCGUGAAGUUAAGUACUCAUAAGAGUGUUCUUGUGGAAAGUAGUGGCUAUUUUGCUAAUAGAAUCACAGAACAUCAGCCUCUUCUGCCUAUUUUGGAAAUUGAUGAUUGCGAAGAUGUUGAAAUUUAUGUGGAAACAGUGGGACUGAUGUAUUGUAAAGAGAUCAAGCAACGAUUGAUCAAGCAAAGCGUCUCACGUGUUCUACGUAUCCUCAAGGUUGCAGAGCAAAUGAAGUUCAGCUUCUGCAUACAGUCAUGUUUAGAAUAUUUGGAAGCAGUCCCUUGGGUCGGGGAAGAAGAAGAAGAGAAAGUUCUUUCCUCAGUCUUGCAUCUUCAAGGAGAAGGAAUUGGCAUCACCCCAGUUUUGAAACGAGUGUCAUCAGGUGUAUCAAAACCACCCAAGGAUACAAUUUCAAAUAUACUUGAACUAGUGCUCAAAAGCAAUGAAGAGAGGGGUCGUCGAGAAAUGAAAAACAUUGUCCUAAAGCUCCUCAAAGAGAAUAAUAAUCUUCCUACUAGUUCGGACUCAGCUGACAUCUGCAAUGAAGGAAUUUAUAAUUCCUGCAGAAGCUGCUUAGACUCGUUAAUGUCUGUGUUCAGAACGGCUGCUGGACCUGAUUUUAGCGAAAAACCAAUGAAUAUUAAAGAACCUGUGGUAAAACAGCUAGCCUUAGAAGCUGAUAAUCUCUCAUGGUUGCUUGAAAUACUUAUUGACAGACAAGCAGCAGACGAGUUUGCAGUAAUAUGGGCUAAUCAGCUGGAGUUGGCAUCACUUCAUACAGGUAUUCCUAUUGUUUCUCGCCACCAUGUUAGCUGCAUCUCUGCAAGGCUAUUUGUUGGCAUUGGAAAAGGGGAGCUUUUACCGUUGAAGGACACUCGUCAUUUGUUGUUACAAACCUGGUUACAACCUUUGAUCAAUGAUUUUAGCUGGUUGCAACACGGGUGCAGGUCAUUUGAUAAGAAGGUUGUUGAGGAAGGAAUUGGCAGGACGAUCCUCACUCUGCCUCUAGAAGACCAGCAGAGUAUCUUGCUAGCUUGGUUAGGCAGUUUCUUGAAAACUGGUGACAAUUGCCCCAAUCUGCAGCGGGCUUUUGAGGUCUGGUGGCGACGAUCUUUCAUAAGACCCCAUGUCGAAUCUGCCAAUGUCAUCCAGUCAGAUAGCUGAGUCACAUCGGGACAAUUUAAAGAUAUUACGUAAUUUAUAUAAAAUGGAUAAUGUCUGAAUUAGCAAAAAAGAAAUGAAAGAAGAAAAAGAAGAGGAUAGUGUCUGCAUUAUCUGGAGCAUGGAAAUCAAUAAUUAUGGAUGCAUGAAGAGGAAUUGAUAACAGAAAACAUGCUGUCGCGAGGCUAUCUGAUGAGCUAAGAAUGUGUUUUAUUUAAAUCUUUAAGCAAUUAUCUGUGUUCCUUAACAUGGAAUUCUUAAAUUUCUGUAGGCUGGAAUGCUGAUUUGAAUACCAUAAAUUGGUCAAAGAGAUGUAUACUCUAAACUGUUACUGAGUAUUGUUUUACAUAAGCUAAGCAGUACUGUACAUAUUAACUCUGUAUUUCUAUGCUUUUAGACUGGGAUCCUUUUAAUUU